This is a messenger RNA of Paramecium sonneborni, 1897 nucleotides long. NCBI's taxonomy places the organism in Eukaryota, Ciliophora, Oligohymenophorea, Peniculida, Parameciidae. The record is from the annotation of a GenBank genome assembly.
UAUUAAGGAUGGCUGAUGCAUCUUAAAUUUAUAGUCAAAAAAAGUAUUUAUAUAGGCAGGAUGGUUUAUUUAUUCGAUUCAAUGACAAUGAUAAAGAAUUGAUAAUUAGAUCUUAAAAUGGAUAAAUUGACGUAUAAUUAAGGUAAAAAUUUUAAGAUGUUAAUCUAUAAUAAUCAGAUUGUUUAGAAUUCAAUGCAAUUUAUGGAAUAAUAACUUUAAGAUAAUUGAAUUAUUUAGUUGUCGUAGUAAAAGCUGCAUCCAUAAGCUCAAUUAUGAAUUUACCAAUUCUUUAAGCAGAGAAAUUCUAAUUCAUUCCUAUCGAGGAUAAAAAGUAAUAUGAAAUUAAUAAAAUCAAGAAUAAACUCUAAAGAUGCCUAAUAUAUUGCAGGUCUUCAGGAGAUAUUUAAUACAAAAACAUUUUAUUAUUCUGAUUAAUACGAUCUUACAAAUUCUUUGUAGAGAUAUAUAGAAAAUAAAGGAGUUCGUAAACCAUUAUCCUAAUUUUGGGUGAACAGUGAGAAUUCUAAGCCUUUUCGUCUAUGUAAUCCAGAAUAAUGGAUACCAAUCUUUAUUUCUGGAUUAAUAGCAAUUAAAUAUUUCAAAUUAAAUGAGAUAGAUUGUUAAAUCUGUUUAAUUAGUAGACGAGAUAAGAGAAGAAUGGGUAGAAGAUUCAUUAGUAGAGGCGCUGAUUUAGAUGGUAAUUGUAGUAAUUUUGCAGAAACAGAAUAAAUAUUUAGAUACUAAUCAAAUUAUUUUUCAUUUUUAUAAUCAAGAGGUUCAAUGCCUUUUAAAUGGAUAUAAAAACCAGAUUUAAAAUGGGCACCAAAGGCUAAAAUCUUAGGAGAUAUUACUACUAACACUGAAAUAGCUUAAAAACAUUUUUCUGAUUAAUUUUAAUUAGGAAUUCAAAGACAUAUUCUUGUUAAUUUAAUUGAUAAAAAAGGUACAUAAAAUAUUUUAGGAAAUUAUUAUAAUGAAAUUAUAAAUAGAUUAAAAAUUGAUAAUUUGAGGUAUAUUUGGUUUGAUUUUCAUCAUGAAUGUAGAGGAAUGAAGUAUUAAAAUUUAUCUAAAUUAAUAAAUAUGAUGGCUUCUGAUUUAAAAUUAGAAGAUUAAUUUAAUUUUGAUUUAAAAUCAGGAACUUCUUAAUUAAAUAUAAUUAAUGUGAUGACUACUUAGAAAUGUAUUAUUAGAACUAAUUGUGUCGAUUGUUUAGAUCGAACAAAUGUUGUUUAAUCUGUUAUUGCUAGACAUUAACUUUGGAAUAUAUUAUAAAAAUUAGGAAUAAGAAGAAACACUGUAAAAAAUUCAAUUUAUUUUAGAACUUAGCAAUGGAACCAUUUCCUGAUAAAUUAGAAUAGAUAUUUCGAGAUAUUUGGACAUUGAAUGCAGAUACAAUAUCAUUACUUUAUACUGGAACAGGAGCUUUAAAGACAGAUUCUACAAAAAAAGGAAAAAGAACAGUGUUGGGAGCUAUAGAAGAUGGUAGAAGAUCUAUAAUUAGAUAUUUUAUUGGAAACUUUCAUGAUGGAGGAAUUUAAAAUAAUAUUGAUGUUUUAACAAAUAAAAUAGAUUUGAAAAAACAUCAAUUUAACAAUAGAUUCUUUACUGGAUGGCAUUGUCUGAUUUUGAUUGUAAAUAAUAUUUAUUAAUAAAAGUUUGCAUCUGUUUAAUUUGGAUUAUGGAAAUUUAGUGGAUUAGCUUUGGAAAAUCAAAAAAUGAAUUAAUUUUUGGGCAUUCAAAAAAAAUAAGAGAAUAAUAAUGAAUAGCUGAAGAUGACAAUAGCCCAAUUUGUUUUAGUAGCAACUGGAAUGUUUAUUAUUAGAACAUUUAUCUUAAGUAAAUAUAAACUGUUUGUCAGAGAAGCUAAGCUAAACCAUUGAUUGAAUACACAAUGAAA